CAGCGGAGCCAACAAGAAGCAUCGCUGUCAUCCCUUCGGACCUUGGAGGGUUACACUUACCCACAACUUAUUUUCAAAUGGGCCCCGUCGCCCAGGGUUUACUCCCACAGCCUCGCCGACUGAGUUGAAUUGGGUGCUCCGGAAAAUCAAGCACGUUUGGGUCCCUAAAAAGGUUUCCAUCAAGCACAGCAUACAGGGACCAACUACAGUAGAAUGGCAUCCAUUCCAGCAGGCGGUUCUCUCGUGGCGACCACUGACUACUACCGCAGGCGCAUCGGUUCUACAUCCAGUAGCAGCUCUUGUGGCAGUUCGGAGUACAGUGGCGAGGUCAUCCCUCACCAUCCAGGACUCCCCAAGCAGGACUCUGGACAUUGGUGGUCCAGUUUCUUCUUUGGGAAGCAGCCAGGGAUGACCCCACUGACUGAGGAGGCACAGCAGAAGGCGGGGGUCCAAGGUGCAGUGACAAAUGGUCAGAUCACGUGCGUUGCCAAGGAGAUGGUGAUGCAACGCCAGGUGAGUGAGAGCAGCGACACAGGAAGCCCCACAUCCUCCUGAUCCUGCAGUCUCACUCUGAUCCACGUCGCACCUCAGACGGGGGAUUGAACCAACGACCAACGCUAGGUGACGGGAGGAUGUCCUGUUUACAACCAUAUUAGUUCAAAAAAAUAUUAUUUGUUGUAGUUCUAGGGCUGCCAUACUUGUUUUUGUUUCAGUAACCUUGUUUUUUUAUGGAAGAAAAAGAAUUUAAAAUAAAUACAAAAAACAUAAUGAAGAUGCAACUGAUAAACUCCUUUUGUGUUUGUUUUUUUAACAUUUGUACUGUUUUUGUAAUACUGUGUUGCAUUCACACUGGUGGAUACACAUAAACAUGUUUCUCUUUUGUCACCCUGUGAUUGCAAAUGCAAUAAAGUAGACUCUUGCAGCCUAAUGUUC
Molecule: messenger RNA, 933 nt
Organism: Cyclopterus lumpus (lumpfish)
Lineage: Eukaryota; Metazoa; Chordata; Actinopteri; Perciformes; Cyclopteridae
Gene: ppdpfb
Product: pancreatic progenitor cell differentiation and proliferation factor b
Exons: 5
Coding region: 214-555 (113 amino acids)
Biological process (GO): multicellular organism development; cell differentiation
Source: RefSeq, a predicted model, not a curated record